Colletotrichum acutatum is the source of this 840-nucleotide messenger RNA. Its product is annotated as putative aldo-keto reductase. Gene Ontology annotation, molecular function: oxidoreductase activity. Bases 1 to 840 code for a protein of 279 amino acids. The transcript has 4 exons. The record is from RefSeq and is a predicted model, not a curated record. NCBI's taxonomy places the organism in Eukaryota, Fungi, Ascomycota, Sordariomycetes, Glomerellales, Glomerellaceae.
AUGAACGAGCCCGUCCCGCUCCCUGGCUCAGGCUCAGGCUCAACGGUAACGAUGCCAAGCCUCGGCCUCGGCGUCUACCAGCUCAGAGGGGAAGAAUGCUUCGCUGCCUGUCUGGCGGGGUUAGAGGCCGGGUACCGGCACGUCGAUACCGCGCAGCUGUAUGGGAACGAAGGGGAGGUUGGGAGGGCUGUUGGGGUAGGGGGAGUCAAGAGGGAGGAUCUGUUUUUGACGACCAAGGUUGGCCAGUGGGAUGGCGACGGGGAGAAGAUGUAUGAGAGUGUCUCGAGGAGUGUGAUGAGAAUUGCUGGGGAGAAGGAGGGAGGGUACGUUGACUUGAUUCUCGUACAUCGUCCCGUUGCGCGGUGGAGGGAUAUCUGGAGCGUGCUGGGAAGGUUUGUGAGGGAGGGUAGGGCGAGGGCGAUUGGGGUGAGUAAUUUUGGCAUUGAGGCGCUGGAGGAGAUGAGGAAGGGUUGCGAGGGGGUGUUGCCGUGUGUGAAUCAGAUUGAGCUCCAUCCGUGGUGUCAACAGCGGGAACUAGUCGCCUACUGCCAACAAAACGGCAUCGUGGUACAAGCGUACAGCCCUCUCGCGCGCGGACAACGGUGGACGGACCCUGUGUUGAAAGAGGUCGUAGAGCGGGGUACAGUCACGCCGGCGAAGGUGCUGAUCCGUUGGUCUCUGCAGCGCGGAUUCGUGCCGCUUCCGAAGAGCGCUGGGGUGGAGAGGAUCAGGGAGAAUGGGGACGUAUUUUGGUUCGAGCUUGAUGAGGCCGAGAUGGACUUGUUGGAUGGAUUGGAUUUGGGGGCAGCAGGGGCGCUGUUUCCUAAGAAUGUGAGUUGA